This is a messenger RNA of Eublepharis macularius, 1609 nucleotides long. RefSeq names its product actin binding Rho activating protein (gene ABRA). Gene Ontology annotation, cellular component: sarcomere. The transcript is spliced from 2 exons. Gene Ontology annotation, molecular function: actin binding. The record is from RefSeq and is a predicted model, not a curated record. NCBI's taxonomy places the organism in Eukaryota, Metazoa, Chordata, Lepidosauria, Squamata, Eublepharidae. Gene Ontology annotation, biological process: positive regulation of Rho protein signal transduction; positive regulation of transcription by RNA polymerase II. The coding region runs from base 71 to 1261 and encodes 396 amino acids.
ACUUAUUUGCUACAGGAUGGUCAUCACAAAUUAGUUUAAACACAAAAGGGAGGAAGUAACAGCAAACGCUAUGCCAGCGGAAGAGCACCAGAACGCCCUCCCUGCCAAAAGGGCCAUCAAAAAGAUCAGAACAGCUAGCCUUGUCAUCAGCUUAGCACGGGGUUGGCAGCAGUGGGCAACUGACCACUGUACAAAACAAGCUGAGGAACCCAGCGGGUGGGUACCCAAUGAGGAGAAGCCGCUAAGCAUUCCAUCUGAAGGAAGAAUAUGCCCCAAACCACCUACAUUCGUCAAGAAAGACCAAGCAAAGCAUGAAGUGAAGUUUCCAUCAGAAGGGGAGGCACCAAAAGAAAAUGAAGGACAGAGUCCAAGUGAAUCAGAAGAAGCCCUCCAGAAACUUCACAUUAGGAGCAAAGAAGUGACCAAAACAGUUGUGAAUAAAAUCUAUGAAAGAGGCAGUGGCGUUAAUUUUCUCAGCAACAAAUAUGAAAAAGAUCACGAGUGUCCGGAGACGGACAAGGAUACGGAAGACCUCAGAAACAUUGACAAACUCCUUAGUAGCAAAACAUCUCCUACGAGAAGGAGAAAAUGCUCUAACCUGGUAUCAGAGCUGACUAAGGGUUGGAAACAGAUAGAACAUGAGGAUAAAACCUCAGAAAUUGAACUACACAAUUGCCGCAGUGACAGCUUGGAUACAGAGGACAGUGGCUAUGGGGGAGUCGUUGAGGACAGGCUUGAUUCAGAAGACAGUAGUGAAGAAAUUGUGAGUGCCAUAAGGAUAAAACGUCCCACAUCAUCAAUUGCAAACAGGAUCAAAGCCCCUAAGAAAUACAGCCCUGUUCACAAUUUGAGGGGAAGAUGGGAAGAAUGGGCAGAUGAACAUGUUUUAACACAAAAACUCAAUCCUUUCAGUGAAGAAUUUGACUAUGAUCUUGCCAUGUCUACCCGUCUGCACAAAGGAGAUGAGGGCUACGGUCAUCCCAAAGAAGGGACAAAAACCGCAGAAAGGGCCAAGAGAGCAGAGGCCCACAUCUACCGAGAAAUGAAGGACUUGUGCUUUAUCAUCCGAACAAUGGCUUCUCUCCAUAGCGAUGGAAAGAUGCAAGUCACUUUUGGCGAGUUAUUUGAAAGAUAUGUCCGUAUUUCGGAUAAGGUUGUUGGAAUACUCAUGAGGGCCAGGAAACACGGGCUGGUGAACUUCGAAGGAGAAAUGUUGUGGCAAGGCCGGGACGAUAAUGUGAUAAUAACUUUACUAGAAUAACACCCAAUCCUGGAAUUCUCACAAGUAUAUUGAUUCUUGACAGUCUGUCGCUCCAGAAUCUGAAAGUAGAUUCUCAGUUUGCUGGAAAGAUCAACAGAGACCUCAAAGUUUAUAUUCAAUCCGGUUUAUCUAGGAAAAUAUCUUUAAUUAUAUUACCACCUUUCUGGGACUAGAAAGUAGUCAAAAGUUCCUCCCAGCAUUUAACAGGUAUAAGGUAUUAUAGAGUUCACAAAUUUCUGUAGUUCAACUAUGUGGGCAGUUUUUGUAAAGCAGACUUGUAAAUAAAGUAUCUUUUCAGAAUACAAUGAAAUUUUAACUUGUUAAGAAAUAAAAGUACCUUUGUGCCCA